AGAAUAUUUAGAAAGACUCCGAGGCGGGUUAUCGAUCCAGACAUAUUUUAUUUGAUGGUUGGUAUCAAUCCUUUCGUUCUAUAAAUUGGCCGCAUCUACCACUGCCACUUGCGGCCUCGGCGGUGAUCGUUUGGGGAGGGCUCGGGAAAGGUAGUCUUCCCUCCCCUAAAUCCUCGAGUAAACCCUACACUAUUUGAGAUAUAAAAGAUGGUAGCUUCAACAGAAGAAGCAGCCGCGGCCGCGGCUGGCACACUUCCGCCGCCGCCUCCUAUUGAGAAUGGCAACUGCGCCGGAGUUGCAGCGGAGUCCGAAAAACCCCCAAAGCGAUGUCGAACGGUGGAAGCAUCGUGUCGAUGAAUACAAUUCUAAGGUCGAUGAGCUGGAGCAAAGGGUGAAUGAGGUUCUGGAGCACUAUGCGACUAGAAAGCAACCAAAAACCUCUAAAGGGAGCUCCGGUGGCAAGGUUAAGGAGAUGGAUAAAUUUAGUGCUAUUAAUAACAGUGGAAGCAACCAUAGUGGUGGCAAGCUGGUUGAAGGGUGUCCAAAGGAAGUUAUUUGCUCAAAGAGAAUGCAGGAGCUCAUGCGGCAGUUUGGCACCAUAUUGAAGCAGAUGUCACAGCACAAGUGGGCUUGGCCAUUCAUGGAGCCUGUUGAUGUUAAGGGUCUUGGUCUAGAUGACUAUCAUGAGGUUAUUAAAAGGCCCAUGGACUUUUCUACAAUCAAGAACCAAAUGGAAGCAAAGGAUGGCAGUGGAUAUAAGAAUGUCCGUGAAAUAUAUGCUGAUGUGAGAUUGGUUUUCGCUAAUGCAAUGACAUACAACGAUGACAGAACUGAUAUUCAUGUUAUGGCUAAAACAUUGCUGGAAAAAUUUGAAGAGAAGUGGCUGCAACUACUUCCUAAAGUUGUUGAAGAGGAAGCAAGACAAAAGGAGGAUGAGGCUUGGGAUCUUGCAAAUAUGCAAAUUUUUCACGAGGCUUCUUAUGAGACAAUGGCCAAAGAUACCAGCAGCGAGCUUGAUGAACUCAAUUUGCAUUUGGAAAAGCUAAGGGAGUUGGUAAUACAGAAGUGCAGGAAAAUGUCGACAAAGGAGAAAAGAGAACUUAGUGUUGGCCUGAGCUCUUUACCUCCUGAAGAUCUUAACAAGGCUCUAGAAAUUAUUGCUCAAAACAAUCCUAUCUUUCGAGCUACAGGAGAAGUGGUGGAUCUUGAUAUGGAUGCACAG
This is a messenger RNA of Musa acuminata subsp. malaccensis (wild Malaysian banana), 1222 nucleotides long. Lineage: Eukaryota; Viridiplantae; Streptophyta; Magnoliopsida; Zingiberales; Musaceae. The record is from RefSeq and is a predicted model, not a curated record.